GUGUGGUAUGAUGAGAAAUAUAGUUAAAUAAGAGAGGAGAAUAUAUAGCAAAAGAGAAUAGAAUACAACAAUGCGCGCGAUUCCACUCUCCACGGAAGCUUUCCUAUUCCCUCAACCAUCACACACUUCCAUUAUUCCCAUCACCCAUUCCUCCACCCUUUUAUCCUCUCACCCUUUUCAUUUCAACAAAACCCUCUCCACCACACCACGCUCCUUCACCUCCAAAACCACUCCUUCCUUCUAUCCAGCUUCCAAAUCCAACAACCCAAUCACUCUCGACGACGAUGAUUCCGAGAAUUUGUUGGUCUCAGAGGAUAACAAAGUUCAAGAGUUAGAUUCGUUGGUUGAGGAUGGGGUUUUCAUAGAGGUCACCAAGCUUGAGAAGAAUUCACGCAGAAUCGAGUCUAGGAUUUCAAUUGAAGCUUCACUUGAUUCCGUUUGGAAUAUUUUGACUGAUUAUGAGAGGCUGGCGGAUUUUAUUCCUGGACUUGCUCUUAGUAAAUUGAUCCAAAAGAGUCCCAAUUUUGCUCGACUUUUGCAGAUUGGAGAGCAGAGCUUGGCAUUUGGGCUAAAAUUUGAUGCCAAAGGAGUUAUAGAUUGUUUCGAGAAAGAAUUGGUGACUCUUCCAUCUGGUAUGAAGCGGGACAUAGACUUCAAGAUGAUUGAAGGGGAUUUUCAACUAUUUGAAGGAAAAUGGUCUAUUUCACAGUUGUUCAUCAGUGGAAGUGACGAGUCUCCAAUACGAGAGAUUAGCACGACACUUACAUACAUUGUUGAUGUCAAGCCAAAGAUGUGGUUGCCGGUUGGGCUCAUAGAGGGUAGACUUUGUAAAGAGAUAAAAAAGAACCUUAUAGCCGUAAGAGGCGAAGCUCAGAAAGCUACUGACAGAACCAUGGAUGUAAAUCAAUUUGGAUGAGGUUUUGUAAAUAUUAUCAUAGAAAAAAUGACUACAAGUCAAAUUCAUUGCGUCGAUUCUCACUUUGUAAAGUUGCAAGGUUGGCCAUAUUCUGUUCCUAAAUAAUGUUCAAGUUCUGGACUGGACCACACUGUUAUUUACUUUGAACCCUUUAUACUCACUUGAUAAAGUACCAGUUGUUAUUUUCUGCUACUGGCAACAGUUCCAAAUACUUCUGAAUGUAGGACUUAAGCUAUGUAAGUGCAAAGGUCUGUAACACAGGUAUCCAUUAAGUUGGAAUUGUUUGGCUGACCAA
This is a messenger RNA of Vicia villosa (hairy vetch), 1211 nucleotides long. RefSeq lists its product as uncharacterized. The coding region runs from base 71 to 916 and encodes 281 amino acids. The transcript is spliced from 3 exons. The record is from RefSeq and is a predicted model, not a curated record. NCBI's taxonomy places the organism in Eukaryota, Viridiplantae, Streptophyta, Magnoliopsida, Fabales, Fabaceae.